This is a messenger RNA of Myxocyprinus asiaticus (Chinese sucker), 4126 nucleotides long. RefSeq names its product melanin-concentrating hormone receptor 2-like. NCBI's taxonomy places the organism in Eukaryota, Metazoa, Chordata, Actinopteri, Cypriniformes, Catostomidae. The transcript is spliced from 2 exons. Gene Ontology annotation, biological process: neuropeptide signaling pathway. The coding region runs from base 292 to 1332 and encodes 346 amino acids. Gene Ontology annotation, cellular component: membrane; neuron projection. Gene Ontology annotation, molecular function: neuropeptide binding; G protein-coupled receptor activity. The record is from RefSeq and is a predicted model, not a curated record.
GGAGAGAUAGACACACAAGGGUCCAGCUCCUGCUUUUGUGCACUUAUAUGUGUUAAAACAGCAUCUCAAGAGACUGAUGCAUCAGAAAAUGUCAUUAAAAGCAUAGUAGAUGACAACGAGACGGCAAAGGAGAACUGAAGAAGAACUUUUAUAACUUUUGCCGGUUUGGAUAUGAAGCGCUGGAGCUGCGCGUAAAAGCUUGCGUGUGAAAGUCCAAAGACUUUGGCAACAUCUUUCCAUAGCUGUUUGUUUACUUUUCUCCUGGCAAAGGUUUUGAUUUAAACAUUCACGAUGAAUACCUCGGACAUAUUUUGCGAUUCCGAACUUGCAAACUCGUCAAACCUGUCGUGUGUGAACCGAACCGUCCCGUCUUACAGCGUCAUUGACAUCGCGUCCUUCAUGCACGUCUUCCCCACUGUCUAUGGCAUCCUGUGUUCAGUUGGAGUUCUGGCCAACAGUUUAGUUAUCUAUGCUGUGGCAUCAUGCAAGAAAAAGAUGGUCUCCGAUAUUUACGUGCUGAACUUGGCCAUCGCAGACCUGCUCUUUCUGUUGGUGAUGCCCUUUAACAUCCAUCAGCUGGUGAGAGACAGGCAAUGGGUCUUUGGGCACUUCAUGUGUAAGGCUGUGGUGGUGGUGGAUGUGAGUAAUCAGUUUACCACAGUGGGGAUAGUGACUGUGCUCUGCAUUGACAGGUACAUUGCCAUCGUACAUCCGACAUCAGAAAAGAGGACCAUUCAAUGGACCAUCAUCAUCAACAUUAUGGUGUGGGUGGGCAGCUUCCUUCUGAGUAUCCCAGUCAUGAUAUACGCUAAAGUGGUCUCUAAAAAACACCUGGACAUGUGUAUGAUAUACCUAGAUGGGCCAAAGGAUAUGUACUGGUAUACGCUUUACCAGUCCACAUUGGGUUUCAUUGUCCCCUUAAUCAUUAUCAGCACAUUUUACACUCUCACAUUGUACCACGUGUUCCGCUCCAUUCGACGGGUCAAGCGCAAGCAGUCCGUGUGGGCCAAACGGGCCACUAAGACAGUACUGAUGGUGAUCGCCCUGUUCCUGGUCUGCUGGUCCCCCUACCACGUCAUCCAGGUCAUCAACCUCAGCAUAAAACAGCCCACCAGCGCAUUUGUUUAUGCAUACAACAUCAGCAUCUGCUUAAGCUAUUCCCACAGCUGCAUCAACCCUCUUAUGCUGCUCGUCUUCGCCCAGAACUACCGCGAUCGCAUCUGCCACCGCAAGGAACUGCGCUCCCAGACCAGCAUGUCCAAGACCACUGUUAAAACCGAUGGAAGCUCAAGCGUCAGCCCAAACACCAGUCACCGGUGCACUGUUAUCUAACAGCCACCGAGCCCCGCUGGACGUGCUAACUGAGAAAAACAAGAGAAAAGUGGAGGCCUGCACUGCAACACUAGCUCCUGGACUCUGGACUGUUUCUCAUAGGGGAAAACGGUGAAUUCCACAGUGAACAGAACUUUCAGGAGGGAUGUUGAAGUGAAUCAGCAGUGUGACUGAAGUGCCAAUGAGAUGACAAUUGACUCGAAUGUAUUUGCGGUAUGUGGCACUCUGGAAAACUGAUUGUAUUGUCCUGGUACUGUAGUACUGUUCAUUGAUCUGUUGUUAAAAACCUGAUGUCAUGAAUUUUAUUUGACUGUUGCAGUACAUUAUAUUACAUGGUUCAGUACAUUUAUCGCAGCAGAUUUUAAGGUUAUUGUUCGCAUUUUCAAGUGAUCAAGUUUUAAAUAAAAAAACCUACCCACCUUCCUACCCUAAACCUUAACCUAACCGAUAGUGUCAUAAAAGUAAAUGUUCGAUGAAAAAUGCAAUUUCUGAAGCAACCGUGUCAUUUUGUGGUGCUUCUAUGAUGAUUUAGGCUCGCGUGUCAACUCGCAUGCUCUUCUGAACUCAUUUUUCAUUUGAGCUGCUACAAUUAGCUUGUAAGUGUAGUUGGUUAUGUAAUGCAAAUGUUAAAAUGCAUUGAAUGUGCGAUAAUAAAAGUGUUUAACUGUCAAAAGAUAGCAUUGCGUGAGGAACAGGGUGAAAAGUAAGUGUUUCUGAACUGAUAAUCUGACAUUUCACUCAUGAGUUGUGUGAAAAUGAUUAAAAGUCAUUGUUGUUUUAGCGCCUCUAGUGUUCAUUACACCUGCUGUUGUAAUGAAAGUAUACGAUCAUGAGCCAUGUCAAAAUAUUUAGCAAAAAUAUACAGGACUGUGAUUCUAUGAGACCAGGCUGUUAAAAAUCAUUAAAUGGUCAAGUUUUUGUUGUACAUUGUCCUUGGUGUAUUUGGUCUAUUUUGUGUUUUUGCGUUUUCUUAAAGAUCGAAUGAGUAAACCAUCUGACAUGUUGCACCCUGCAGUAAAAGUAUCUAAAUAUCCUUGAUAAAUUUAAUUGAGAGGCAAAAUUUUGUAAGCUAAUAAGACUUGUUGUCAGAGAAAAUGUCUUAAGUUAUUGAGUUUAUUUUUCUUUCACCAUUGGCAAACACUCUUUUCUUGAUUUCAGUAUAAAUUUCACUAAAUUCCGUUACAUUUAUGCUUAAAAAAAAAGAAGGAAAAAUGUGCCUUUCAUUUCAAUUUGCCAAUGGGAUAAGUCAAAUAUGUGGAAUUAAAAAGAAUAUUUUCCAAAAAUAAGUCUUAAAACCUUAUGCAAUCUUUCAUCUCAAGUAAAUAAUAUUUUAAGGAUGUUUCGAUAUUUUGACUGGAAAACAAGGCAAAAAUACUAAUUACGAUGAUGAUUUUUGUAACAAUAUGUAGCUGUCAAAAAUAAAAUGUCAGUGUAAUAAUACAUGAAAUCAGUGUUUUUGUGGAUAUGUCUGGUGUUGAAAUAGUUAAUUUGUGUCAGAGUAAAAUAAACAAAUAUGCUGAUUGGCCUAACUGUGCAUUUAAUCAUUAUAGGGUAAUGGUAAAUGUUUUCCAUUCUGAUAUUAUAUUGCACUCAAGUUCAUUUGUGUAUUUGUGAAAAAUCCCAACUGUCUCUUUUGGCAUAGAUCAUUAGUAUGGCAUUCCACUUUAUAUUUGUGCAAAAAGAACACAUUUGUUGUGACUUUAAUAAAUGUGUGGCUAUUGGCUUAUCUUUAAAGCAUUUUACAGAAUAUAUUACGUCUUUAGAUGUCUCCAUUUUAAAUAUCUCCAGAUGUUAUUGGAAAGCAUCCUUUGUGACCUCACAUGAAGUCUUGGUGUCAUGCGCGUACAACUGUCUCUAUAAUCUUCUCUCAGAAAUUUUUAAAAGAUAAAAUAUCCUUGAAUGUAGAGCUCUCAGUGUUUUAAUAUGUGUAUUCACAAAGAUGUCCAGUGUGAAAUGCCCCGUGUUGCUCUGUUUUCCCCUUCGUUCAGAGAAGCCCCUGCGGUCCCUAAGAGAACAGAUACAGUAUGUUCACUGUUAACGUGUGACAUUUCAACUAUGUGUGACUGGUCACAUUUCAGUCUUGCCAUCCUCAAUAAAUACAUUAUAAUGCUUGGCAAACAAACAAAGAACUGGGUAUAAAAGUUUACUUCUUUCAUUUUACUGCCCUAAUGAAUUAUAAGAAGGAAUGAUUUGGACUGACAAAUGCUUCUCUUGGGGAAUGCUGAGGGAAAGAAAAGACUGAGCUGUUGUUUUCUGUGAUAUUCUGUGUGAAAACGGAUCUCACUAAAAUUAGGUGCAUAAGACUGCAAGAACAAUCGCUUUUCAGGGAAAACUCUGUAUGCUUUAUAAUCUCUGAUUGAACAUAUACCUCCUGUUUUGCAACUUGUCAUUGUAUACUGUUCUGUACGCUUUUGUUACUUAUGUGCUAUGAAUGUACAAAAUAAAUGCUAAAAAAACCUACACACCAUUUGUUUACCAUUUUAAUGUAAAAUCAUGUAGUUCUUGUAUCGUGUUCAUAUGCACUCAUCAAUAAAUCACUCUAAAAUAAAUUAUUAUGUAGUCUAUUAUGAGUCAUUAUGUACUCUUCAUGUUUUCAACAUAUUAUCACAAAACAUUUUGUUUUCUUUUUUUCCGUAGAACACAAAAGGACAAAAUUUGUAGAUGAAUCUUACGAAUUUCUCACUCAAAGCUACCGUAGGCUUCAGAAGCAUAUAGCUAUAUAAUGUUUUAGGCUUGACAGCCUCUGUACCCUUUCACUUUCAUUGUACAGAAAAAUAAAUAAAUAAAUCAAAUA